AUGGAAAAUCAUAGACAGCAUCUGGGGGAGCUGCUAGAUGGCAUUCAUAGCAAACAUGGUUUGGAAACCUCAAGAGCCACAUCUCCCGCGGGCACGGUCGUGAUGGAUCAGUCACAAAUGACGGACGUUGACCACCGAGUCAAGCGCAACAGGCCACGAACGUUUCCAUAUUUCAGCACUCUGCCUUAUCCCGUGGAAGAUGAAGACCAGAGACAAAAGAACCUGUCCGAGAUACUCAAACAUCUCUACAUUGCUAUCCAGGCCAGUGAUUUCACCCCGGGGGCGGUGCACUGGACCAGGGAACUCCGCAGUUGGAUGGCUCUCAAGUUUGAUCCGACCAAAGAACAACGCGUGAAGCUCGUCCAGCUGUACUAUGAAUUGGCUCUGGCUCCUGGCAUUGACUCGGCUGUGGCCGAGCGCUUUGCCAGCAUGUUCAUGCUCCUCACCAAGCGAAAGCAUUACUUGCGACCUCUCAAAGAUCUGACCCUAGACUGGCGGCCCCUCUACAGAGAACUGAAAGUAUUUGUGCUGCCAAGCGAGUCUGGGCUCAUGCAGACAACCAGUUUGAAAAGAAAUAUCAAGACACUCACCAAGAUCGCCUCGUUCGCGCAGCUGUACUUUGACCCCGAAGAUAUUCCUGCCAUGCUGGAAGAGUUUCUCCCCCAUUUCACCAUGUCCUCUGCCGAGGGAGCUUUCGUGGUGAUAGGAUUGCUCAACAUACUACUGCCAACCAGUCCACCACCACCAAACCGCUCCGACCUGACCCCCCAACAAUUCCUUCCCACACUCUUCCAUUUGUGGUCGUUACUCAAUCGAUCUCGGACUUUGGAUGUGGCAUGUCUCGACCUCUUCUCUCGCCUCGCUCGAGACGCGUUGCCCAGUUCAAGCGUGGAAUUUUCUGCGUGUGGUAUCUUCACGCCAGAACAAACAACUCUGAUCUCAACUGCAAUUCUGCGACUGCUUGAGAUCCCUGUCGGCCAGUCGACCUCACCAUAUAGUACCCUGGUCGAUCUGUCGGCUGGCAUGGGCAUCCUACUCGAGCGAGACUCGCGGAAACAUCCGGUGUCCCAUCACAUUGCUCGCUGGUUCGUCAUGUCGCUUUCGCCAGCUUGUCUGACGGAGCAGACCUCGGUCCUGUCGCUCCUCGAGACAUUGAUUCAGGCUGUCGAGACCUUCUUCCACCCUUCCAAUUCGGGCUCUUGGACACGGACUUUGGCGCAGCUGGUCUUCUAUCUGGCGGAUUUCUUUGUCAUGCGCUGGAACCGAGAACGAAACGGGGAGAUGGAAGUGCCCGAAGAGCGCAGACUCAACGAGCCUCUCCGAAAGCGGUUCGUCUUGUGUCUGCGAGAAGUGAUCUUCAUGGGCAUCUACGCCAAGAGUGGAACUGCCAUGAGUUACUCCUUGUCCACGCUCCAAGCGCUCGCGUUCCUAGAGCCAGAUCUGAUUCUGCCCGGUGCGCUCCAGCGUAUUUACCCGUCCAUGCAGGGGCUGGUGGAAGUGCAUCGGACGAUCUCGUCUUUGCGGUCUCUGCAGAUUCUCGCAAGAACAAUGAUCAGGACCAAAGGCUACCGUUGUCACAUCACAGCUUUGCUCGGCCUAGCACUUCCGGGCAUCGACGCCAAUGAUUUGGAGAAGACGUUGUAUACCCUCUCAUUCUUCGCCAAUGUCUGUUACAAUAUCCCUUUUGAAGACCUUUCCGAGGGUCGUGAUGAUAUCCAGGGCAAUAUGUUGGCUAUGGAAUGGAUCACAGGUGAAAUGGAGCGCAUGGAGCAAGAAGGUGGCAGUGUGGAGCUCAGCUACGCCACAUUGAAUGAAAAAGAUGAGGAAAUGAUCCUCGCAUCAUCCACCGCGGGCUUCAGCGAGUUCGUCAGCUCGUUCUUGGGCAGGGUCUUUACUCUCCUCGAGAAUUUGCCGGACGCAGCCAGGGUCCGGAGCGGUUCUCCUGAAGAGAACAUCGUCAACACCUUGCCAGCGGCUUUCAUGCCGUUGCUGGCUUCCCUCUCACCUGAUUUGUACGACUUGGCUUUGAACAAAAUCGUUGACUUUGUCGCAAACCAUGUAAUACACCAAUCGCGUGAUGCUAUGGCGUUCAUCUGCAACUGCCUAUGUAAAGUCAAUCCGGAGAAGGCAUUGGCCAAGUUCGUCCCCGUUUUGAUCGGCUCCAUCCGCGCAGAAAUCGAUGAGAAUGGUGCUGGCUCAACCAGAAACGCGGCAUCCGACGUUCUUCCCCGAGAUAGGGGCUUGGUCUGGAGCAUCAGCAUGCUGAGCAUGUGCGUGGUCCAUGUUGGUUCGGCUGUUCUGAAGUACAAGCAAGAACUGUUCGAUAUUGCCGUUUAUAUGCAGCAAAAAUGCAAAGGCAUGCCGACCGUGCACGUCUCGAACUAUGUGCAUCAUCUGCUUCUCAAUCUCACGGUCACAUACACUGCUGACUACGCACUCUAUGAACCGGAGAGGACUGCCAACGGCAUUUCUGCAGAUCUUUGGGGGUUGGCGGAAUCACCAUCAGCCGUCAAGCCGAAGUGGCAUGUGCCCGACAAGGAGGAGAUCGACUUCGCCGUGGAGCUUUUCCAGAAUCAAGCCGAGAGUGCUCUCAAACAUCUCACAGGUCUCAUUAGAGGCACGUCAAGCAUCAAGCGCGAUGGGAGUGGCAAAGAAUGGUCGGAUGAAGUCUCAAGAAACCUCGUCUUGCUCCGCCUCCUGCUCGCCGGAGUAUCUGUCCUUUUUGAUUCCAAGGGCGUGAAUGAAGGACUCACGACGACUGCAGCAGGCGUCGAUGCCGACACUGCAAUGUCACAAGCGAAUGGUCAUGCACCCGAAGAAGCCGAUGACUCCACAGAGGCGGACGCAUCUCUCGACGGUACUGAUGAGACGUCCAUCAAACCGUCUUUUCAGUAUCCGGCCGGCCAGCUCCUCAAACCAGAGGAUGAGAAUUACAAGUUGAUCCACCGGCUUCGACAAGAUAUCGGUCGUGUGCUGCACGAGGUGCAUGAGUUCUUGACACGAGAAGGCGAAGAUGAUGUGUCCUCCUUUGCCCCGCUGUAUACGGCAUAUCGGUCAUGGUUUGUCGAUGUGGGAAUUGAGAGAUCGGCACAUGUUCUUGACAGAAUUACCCGCCUUUUACAUGCGGACGAGCAGCCGUACAAAGUUAGUGGCGUGCGCAAAGAUUACCCCCGUUCCAUCCUUGUGCGUCGGGCCAAUGUCUACCACACCCAGAGACUGCGACACAACGCGGCACCCCGACCUCGGUCUGAACUAGACGAACAGCUCUUGAUGGACCUGGCAGGGUCAGCUGUGUCAUUGUACACCGAGGUCCGUCGAAAUGCGCAGAGUGCCGGAGAGUCGGCUCUCAAGGUGGUCUUUGGGGCUCGUCUCUUCAUCAUCCCGCCUCUCCUGACUUCUUUCCAGAAGGCUGUGGAGAAGCACGACUUUCCUCGGAUCAAAGGGAGCCUGUUUGCGCUCUUGUUUGGAAGUCUAGCGAAGACAGUGGGCAGGCACUGGAAGUAUACUCCGGUGGUGAUUAGAACCUUUAUCGAGGCAAGUACGGCGGAUAAGCCUUCCAUACAGAGGCUGUGCAGCGGGGGUAUAUUCCAGAUCAUGGAUUAUGGACGUCCCGGCGACCGCAUGGCUAUCAUCGACCGAACUGUUGUUGAUUCUUUCACUCCCGACGAAGACGUGGAUGGCACAAUCUCAAAGAAGAAGGCAUUUAUUUUGAGUAAACGCGCCAACAUCGAACGAAAGAAGACAGAGUUGGCCGAAGAGCUCAUCGAAAUGGCCCGCGUCUCACACUGGAAGAAAGCGACCCGCGUUGCCACCCUCGUCAUGUCGUUGGGUAUGCGGUUCGACCACAUAUGUUCUGACAAUAUGAUCGACCUGAUCACUCGUGGAACGGUGGAUCCUCAUCCUGGACUGCGUGGACUGUACUCCCAAGGCCUGGUGGCUCUAUUCACCAUGACCGAUGUACGAGCAGUUUGCAAUCAUGACUAUGCGAACUAUAUCCAAGCUCUGCAAGAAUUCCCUGCAAAGGUCAAAGUGCCAGUCCAUGUGGAGGAAGACGGGUGGACGGACAAUUUUUUGAAAGCCUUCUCUCAGCCCGAGACUGACGUGUACAUUGACCACGAUUAUCCUGGCUGGCUCGUUUGGUCAAAGUUCAUGCCUGGCUAUAAGUCCAACGUACAGAAGGACAUCUUGUACGAUGAACUCGAAUGGAAGAAACGGACGGUAAUCGGCAAGCUUCUGGAUCGGGAUUGGUUUGUGAAAUUCUUCAAAUACCUGAAACAAGAGCCCCGAGACCAGUCUGCCGACAAGUUCCGCAUGGCUAGUGCGGCUAUGCUGACCUAUGCGUUUGAACUCAUCAUCAGGGACGGUCUCGCGGUCGCCACGUUCGAUGAGAUCAAGGAAGAGACCCUUGCCGUGUUUGAGGAUGGUACUGAUAAACAUCAACACCGGGCAACCGCCGAAAUCCUGGCCGGGUUGGUCACCUCUGUUAUGGACAACUCAAUUGACCGGCGGACCAUGGUCUGGGAGUUUGCAUUCCCCAUCAUUCAGCGGGUCUUUUCAGAUGGACUGACGCCGGAAAACUCGGGGUAUUGGACGACGUUCCUCCAUAUGAUCCUCCAAGCCAGGGACCCGCGUCGAGCUUGGCCACUGGUGGAAUGGCUCGCGAAUUUCCGGCUGGACAUGGGCUCUAAUGCUGCAUUCAAGGAAAGCUCAAAGAUACACCUUCUACAUCAAGUCAUCAUGGAUGCUGGAUGGCAUUUCCAACUGGAAAAGCCGAUUAUGGAGGACUUUUUGCGUCAUAUCGAUCAUCCGUAUAAAGGAGUCCGCGAAGCCAUGGCUCAUACACUUGCCACCAUCAGUCGCACCAGAUACCAUGAGUCAUUCCGGGACGUCAAAGAACUCAUCGCGACGCAAAAGGCAGCGGGCCCCAUUGGCGGGCAACCUUAUCUACCUAGUAGAGAGUUUGAUGAGACGAUGCACGAGAUUUUCGAGCGACUGGAAAAAUGGCGACACGAACGUACACCGGGCCAACAAACCCCGUCGGCAUACACCUCGGGAAGCAAGACAGUGUUACUGUGGCUCGACUCAAUGCUCUCGUCGUCUGAAUGCACGCAGCUUCUCGAGUACUUCCCCGAUCUUUUCACCGAACAGUUCUUGCACAUGAUGGACGUCAAGGAGGACCCAGAGUUGCAGUCUUUGGCAUAUCAUGUGUUCCGGCACUUGCCAAAUAUUCCUCACCGCAUCGGAGAGGACAAGAGACUGAUCCAGUCUUUGAUUCGCAUAGGGAAGACGUCUCCAUCGUGGCAUCAACGCCUUAGGGUUAUGAUAAAUAUGCAGAUCGUCUUCUUUAGACACCUGUUCAUGCUGUCCGAAGAGAGUAAACAGUUGCUGUUCGACUGUGUCGCCGACAUGUUGGAAGAUACACAGCACGAGGUUCGUGCGGGUGCGGCUACCACGUUAUCCGGGAUGAUUCGUUGCUCGCCCCUUGACUUACGACUGAGGAUGGUCGUCAAAUUACGAGAUCGUUUCACGCAGACUCUCAUCGACAAUCCCCUACCAAAGAAGCCCAAACGUCACUUGGGUGGUGUCGCGGCCGGCUUGUCAUCGACGCGAACGUCAGGAGCCAACACCCCAACCCCGGAGGCCCAGCGUUUGGUCAUAGUCCGCCAUGCCGCUGUGCUCGGCCUGGGUGCUCUGAUUCAAGCGUUUCCCUAUUCCAGUCCACCUCCGCCUUGGAUGCCCGAUGUCCUUGUGACCUUGAGCAGCAAAGCAGCGAACGACCCAGCAACUGUAGGCAAUAGUGUGAAGAGUAUCAUCAGCGACUUCAAGAAGACGAGACAGGAUACUUGGCACAUUGAUGUGAAGGCAUUCAAACCGGAACAAAUCGAGGAUCUCUCUGGGGUAUUGUGGAAAAGCUAUUUCGCCUAG
Capronia epimyces CBS 606.96 is the source of this 5925-nucleotide messenger RNA. Its product is annotated as proteasome activator subunit 4. The transcript is spliced from 3 exons. The record is from RefSeq and is a predicted model, not a curated record. Gene Ontology annotation, cellular component: cytosol; nucleus. Gene Ontology annotation, biological process: proteasomal ubiquitin-independent protein catabolic process. Gene Ontology annotation, molecular function: peptidase activator activity; proteasome binding. NCBI's taxonomy places the organism in Eukaryota, Fungi, Ascomycota, Eurotiomycetes, Chaetothyriales, Herpotrichiellaceae. The coding region runs from base 1 to 5925 and encodes 1974 amino acids.